GCGAGAGAGAGAGAGAGAGACUCAAGUGAUUCAGCCGAGGACCACGCGCCACAGAAGACGGACAAAGGCACGCGACAUGUCUCAAGGAUUCAGGUGCACGCGGAUGUGCCCCGGGUCUCGUACUCACACACCAUGGUCGCUGGGAUAAGCAUGGAUGUACUGACACACAACAGAUAGUAUGCCCAUGCCCGCGCAGUUGGCACGGCUCAAGCGAUGUGGCACAACAUGGCACGCGUAAAGAUGGGUAUCUUCGCUCUCCUGUGUCUCCCCACCUUCUUCUUCCGCGUCCUCGUGCUCUCCCACAGCAGCGCCUUGUACGAGAGGGCGGCUGUUCCACGCGCCGCGUCCCGCUCCGUGGCCCGCAUGGACGGAGACGUGAUCAUCGGCGCGCUUUUCUCCGUGCACCACCAACCGUCCGCGGAGAAGGUGGCAGAGCGAAAGUGCGGGGACGUCCGCGAGCAGUACGGCAUCCAGAGGGUGGAGGCCAUGUUUCACACCUUGGACCGGAUCAACGCGGACCCUAAUCUGCUCCCUAACAUCAGCCUAGGUUGUGAGAUCCGGGACUCCUGCUGGCACUCGUCUGUGGCUCUGGAGCAGAGCAUCGAGUUUAUCCGGGACUCCCUCAUCUCAAUCAGGGAUGAUAAAGACGGGUCCAAGUGGUGCAUUGACGGAACCCCGUCCCACCAGCCUCCACCGUCUAAGAAACCUAUCGCUGGAGUCAUCGGACCCGGAUCCAGCUCUGUGGCCAUCCAGGUGCAGAACCUGCUGCAGCUCUUUAACAUCCCACAGAUCGCCUACUCAGCUACCAGCAUCGACCUGAGCGACAAAACUCUGUUCAAGUACUUCCUGAGGGUGGUGCCCUCUGACACCCUGCAGGCCCGGGCCAUGCUGGACAUCGUUAAGCGCUACAACUGGACCUACGUGUCUGCGGUGCACACUGAGGGAAACUACGGUGAGAGUGGCAUGGAGGCAUUCAAAGAGCUGGCCUCUCAGGAAGGCUUAUGCAUCGCCCACUCGGACAAAAUCUACAGCAAUGCGGGGGAGAAGCACUACGAUCGCCUUUUGAGGAAACUCCGGGAACGUCUGCCGAAAGCUCGUGUCGUGGUGUGCUUCUGCGAGGGCAUGACUGUCCGAGGUCUCCUGAUGGCCAUGAGGAGACUGGGGGUGUAUGGGGAGUUUCUUCUUGUUGGCAGUGAUGGAUGGGCGGACAGAUACGAGGUCGUGGAAGGUUAUGAGCAGGAAGCAGAGGGAGGAAUCACCAUGAAACUUCAAUCAGAGGUGGUCAAGUCCUUCGAUGACUACUACCUGAAGCUGCGUCUGGACACCAACACCAGGAACCCUUGGUUCGCUGAGUUCUGGCAGUACCGCUUUCAGUGCCGCCUACCAGGCCACCCACAGGAGAACAAGAAUUACAAGAAAGUCUGCACUGGUGAUCAUGGGAAUGAGAGUCUGCAUGAAAACUAUGUUCAGGAUAGUAAAAUGGGCUUUGUCAUCAAUGCCAUCUACGCCAUGGCUCAUGGCCUCCAUGAUAUGCAUAGAGAGCUGUGUCCAGGAAAGACCGGGCUCUGCGAGGCCAUGGACCCGAUCGAUGGCAGCAAGCUGCUGGACUACCUGCUGAAGACGUCCUUCAGAGGAGUCUCAGGGGAGGAGAUUUACUUCGAUGAAAAUGGAGACACUCCAGGAAGGUAUGACAUCAUGAAUUUCCAGAGUGUGGGUGAUUCUCGCUACGACUACUUAAACGUGGGCUCCUGGAGUGAGGGCAUCUUGAGCAUCGAUGACUACAAACUGUGGAUGAACAGCAGCGACAUGGUCCGCUCAGUCUGCAGCGAGCCAUGCUCCAAAGGACAGAUCAAGGUGAUCAGGAAGGGCGAGGUGAGCUGCUGCUGGAUCUGCACCACAUGCAAAGACAACGAGUACGUCCAGGAUGAGUUUACCUGCAAGGCAUGUGAGCUGGGAUGGUGGCCUGAUGACGACCUGGCAGGAUGCCAGCCCCUGCCUCUGAAGUAUCUUGACUGGGCCGAUGUGGAAUCCAUUGUGGCUGUGGUUUUCUCCUGUGUGGGCAUCCUGAUCACCUCCUUUGUCACCUUUGUGUUCAUUCAGUACCGGGACACUCCUGUGGUUAAGUCCUCCAGCAGAGAACUCUGUUACAUCAUCCUUGCAGGCAUCUUCCUUGGUUACAUCUGUCCUUUCACCUUAAUCGCCCGUCCGACGGUGGCCUCCUGCUACUUACAGCGACUUCUUGUCGGCCUGUCGUCUGCCAUGUGCUACUCUGCUCUGGUGACCAAAACAAACCGCAUCGCCCGAAUCCUGGCAGGCAGCAAGAAGAAGAUCUGCACCAGGAAGCCCCGUUUUAUGAGCGCCUGGGCCCAGGUGAUCAUUGCCUUUAUGCUGAUCAGUGUGCAGCUAACUCUAGAGAUCACACUCAUCAUUCUGGAGCCCCCUGAGCCCAUCAAGUCCUACCCAAGCAUUCGUGAGGUCUACCUCAUCUGUAACACUAGCAAUUUAGGCAUGGUGGCACCACUGGGCUACAACGGCCUGCUCAUCAUGAGCUGCACCUACUAUGCCUUUAAGACGCGGAACGUCCCAGCCAAUUUUAACGAGGCUAAAUAUAUUGCCUUUACUAUGUAUACUACCUGCAUCAUCUGGCUGGCCUUUGUGCCCAUCUAUUUUGGCUCAAACUACAAGAUCAUAACCACGUCUUUCUCCGUCAGCCUGAGUGUGACAGUUGCAUUGGGCUGCAUGUUCACACCUAAGAUGUACAUUAUCAUUGCCAAACCAGAAAGGAACGUCCGAAGCGCCUUCACCACAUCUGAUGUGGUAAGAAUGCAUGUGGGAGACGGGAAGUCAGCAGCUCAGUGUGGAAGCAACAGCUUCCUGAAUAUGUUCCGCCGAAAGAAGCCUGGAUCUGGAAAUGCCAAUUCUAAUGGCAAGUCUGUGUCAUGGUCUGAAUCAGGUGCAAGACACCCUCCGAGGGGGGGGAAUGUGUGGCACAGACUGUCUGUGCAUGUGAGGAAACAGGAAGCCGGCUUGAAUCAGACGGCGGUCAUCAGGCCCCUAACUAACACCCCCGACCCCCACAGUUGUGAGCCCUCAUCCCACGACCUUGGCACAGACCCCCAUCCCUCACAAGAACCGCGCGGCGCUAAGCCUCUGUACAACCUGUCAGAGGAGGACGACGAGGGUGAUUCCCAGCGCCCCCUCUGGACCCCGACUUCCUCCGGACGGAGGUUGGAGUCUAACUUGGAUAAACCGGAUUCUUAUUUGCCCUCUAACUCUAUGGGCUGCACUGCGGAGCGCUUACAGGGGGCUGUGGUGGAUACACACAGCUCCAACGUCCCCGCACUGAAUGACUACACCACCAGGGAGACACUCCCUGCCAACGAGCCUUUGAGCUUGACACCCUCUCAGCCUCCUCUGGCCCCAAAGGUGGGGGCAUAUGAGGAGGGAGAGGGACCUGAGGAUGAGGAACUGGACCUCUUACACAGCUACAUUUAUGAUGCCAAGGAGGAGGGGGAUGAGGAGGACGGGGACAGUGAGGAUUUGACUCAGAGCAAGCCAACUCUUGAGGAUUCCCUUGCUCUGUCGCCUCCCUCCCCCUUCAGAGACUCUGUAUGCUCGGGGGACUCUCUGAGCGGCUCCCCCGCCUUGGAGUCAAUGCUCGGAAGCCCUCCACGCUCAAUCUACACCUCAAACAUCCUCCAGGACUUUGCACACAGCUCCUCAACACUGUGAGAGCAACACUGGCAUUUAUUCACAUACACAUCAAACAGGCACAAUUACAUGUUAACACAGAGACAUACUUUACAACAACAUGAUUUUAUUAUCAUCUAAGGUUUCUAAUGUUUGUUUUUUGGGCUCUCAUUUGCUUCCUUGUAUUUAUUAUCCUGCUUUUAUCAGUAAGGGAUUAAUCAUAAUUAUAAGUACACUAGGAAUCAUCCAUGAGUGCUACCUUUCCUGAAGGGCUGUCUAAUCACAGAGCCUUUCUGUAUAAUGUAAAGCAGGGAACAGUGCCAAAUCUAGUCAGCUCUCAUGCCAAAUUUUGAUGGAUUAAAGGUAUAAUAUGCCACUUUUAGAGUAGAUGUCCACUAGAUGGUGCACUUAAGCACAAGUCUCUUUGACCAAAACAAAACUUGUUCUUGGGCCAACCCCCCAAUGCCCCUCAGCACAUCACUUCCUCUCCCUGAUUGGUCCAAAUGCAGCUAUUUGUCACUGUUUUUCAUCCAGAGUGCAGCCUCUUUUAUUUCUUUAAAGUAUCUUAACAUUUUCCUCACUUUGUACUAAGUACCUUGAUUUUCCGUGUGACUAAACUCCACCAAUAUGUCAGUACAAACAGCAAACCCUGAUCAGGCGUGGCUCCCCCUUCCUCAAGGUGGUGGUGGCCUAAUGGUUAGAAUGGGAGAGGUUCACAAAUACACAACAAAAACAUUAAGGAACAUAUUUAAGCCUUUGCGGGACAGAUAAAUAAGUUGAAAGAAGCAUCGCUAUAUCAGUGUGAACACUGAGCUGAGAACAACAAACCCAGAGAGAGUCACUGCUCAACAAUAUUUUACUUAAUGGUCUAUAUCAAUGCUAAAAAUACUGCAUAUUAUACCUUUAAGCUACAUCAAGAAUCACAAUGAAGGAUGUAGCUGUGGCACUGCAUUUUGAGGGGAAUGGAAACAGAAUUCUGAGUGUAAAUACUGUUUGUGCACUGUAAGAUAGAACCAGUGGCAUAUCUGGCUCUGGGGACUGCAAUAGCUCAAGUGCGUUUCAUGCCAGUUUUGAUUAGCUGUUAUUCUCUGCUGCACAUGUGCAGGUCUGCAACAAACUCUUUGCUUUUUGCCUUUUCUCAUGAUUUUUUUUCACCUCAGCUUUCUGUAAUCGGACCAUAUUUAAAAAUUACAGAGAUUUACUACAAGAAAAGUGCAGUAAGUUGGUUGGAUAUUACUUUUAUGUGUCGCAAGGCGUGCUCAUCACAAAACAUGAUCACGUAACUGCUUAAAUUUUGCGCUGUAUGAUAUAUGAUGUGGAAAUAAUGUGCCAAUCACAGUUGAUAUCAACCUACAUCUCCGCUUUCAAUUUUUACGAUGUAGCUGAUACAGGUUAGUGUGAUUGUAGAUGGUCGGACGUUGUGUAUUCAGUUUACGCUCACUCAUAAUAACCCUGAGAACAACUUUUACAAGCAUGAUGGGGAACGUCAUGGGGACUUUUUUGCUUUCCAUGCCGUGUGGAUAUUUUCUCAUGUUUUCUGAGUUUGCUGUGUCAUUGUAUUGAAAACACAGUACUUGUACAAGUUCUUAAAAGUUUGUAAUACUGUUAAGCCAUCUCUUGUUUUUCACACAGGUGGUAUGUUUGUAAUACUGAUAAAUGUUUCUAUAUUUAGAAUGUCAACAGAAAAAAAGAGUUUAUACAUUUUGAAACUGUCCUCAGAUACUUGUCACAGAGCGUUGUGUUUGGUUUUUGGGUAACUUUUAAAGCUAACUUGAGUCGACUGUAUCCUCUUGAAAAUAUUCAGUUGUUAAAGUAACCAAUGAUUAGUUGCUUCUUGUAACAAGGUUAUACAUGUUUCAAUUUUGCUUCAAUCUUGCAUUAUAAACUUAAGUAGUUUACUUGAGGUUAAGUUUCUUAGUUCUUUAUCUAUAAGAAUGCCAAUUAUUUCAAAGUAUAAGCCUAUACAGUACAUAGUGCAAUUGUAUUUCCAAAUGUUUUAGUCUCUUAUAGUGUAAGUUGUUUAAUUAUUUUAACCAAUGUGAAAUAUACAAGGGUGCCACCUGUUUAACACUGUCAAAUCUAGGAUGAAA
Cheilinus undulatus (humphead wrasse) is the source of this 5780-nucleotide messenger RNA. It is a transcript of the gene grm1a, whose product is annotated as glutamate receptor, metabotropic 1a. The coding region runs from base 214 to 3732 and encodes 1172 amino acids. Gene Ontology annotation, biological process: G protein-coupled glutamate receptor signaling pathway; regulation of synaptic transmission, glutamatergic. The record is from RefSeq and is a predicted model, not a curated record. Gene Ontology annotation, molecular function: G protein-coupled receptor activity involved in regulation of postsynaptic membrane potential; adenylate cyclase inhibiting G protein-coupled glutamate receptor activity. Gene Ontology annotation, cellular component: postsynaptic density membrane. NCBI's taxonomy places the organism in Eukaryota, Metazoa, Chordata, Actinopteri, Labriformes, Labridae. The transcript is spliced from 10 exons.